CAACGCUGGACAGAAUACGUGUCAAGGAGUAACAGAUGUUGAAACUGACAAAGCUGAAGAUGAAGAUGAAAGUGUCAAAAUUGAUGACAAAGUGAUGGCACAUCGCAAUUGCAGUAGCAAGGAAUGCUGGAUUAGAAUAAAAAUGUUAGGCAAGGAUUGCAUACAAACUGCAGCGUUGCUAUUGGGAAGUGUGGCUGAAAGUGCAGAUUUCAUGUUGGAAACUCAAUUAAGUGGCGGCAAUAAUAGCAACAAUGAUGCAAUAACGUCCACGGAAGUGAUAAACCAAAACACAAAUGAUAUCGAAUGCCAAGAACAACAACAACAACAAACACAACAACAUCAAGAAAUGAGGUCAGUUGUGCACUCAAUGGAAACGACAACAUGGCAAGAGAUUUUUAGCCAACAAUAUUGCAACAACAUUAUCAAUAAUGAUGGCAACAUUGCCAGCAAUAGCAACAGCAACAGCAGCAGCAACUUCAGUGCUUUAAAAAAUUGUUCGCAUAUUGUAAGCAAUGGCAAGGAUGAUUACAAUUUAAGCGUAAUCAGCGUAAUUUAUCUGCAACAGCAGCACCGGAAGCAGCAACAAUAUCAGCAACAAAAUGGCGACGCUGCAUUUGCUGUUCGUGAAGGAGCGACACAUGCUCAUAAUUUGUUAUUGAAUAUUAAUGUAAGACAUAAAUAAAAAUACAUAGUUUUUAAUAGUUUUCCAUGGUUGCGACAGCAACACCGAAGGCUCCGAAGACUGUAAAAUAAAUAAAUGGAUCAGCCGUUAAAUGGGUGCGAGUUGGAAGAGAAAAAGUUGUCAUAAUUAAGUGCAGCACAGCAAGGAUAAUUUAUUUACUUUUUUUUUUUUGAUUAAUUUUCACCAACACUUGCAACUCUGCGUUAAAUUAUGCUACGGCACGUUUCGUUGAGGGCGCUUCCAUUGAUUUCUAAUUUGUUGCGCUUUUGUGUACUAGAUUCAACUUUUUCAUUCCGCGUUCACUUUUUCGCUGUAGAGCUGCUCCUGCAAACUGGACGGUUGCCAUUUGCAUUGAUUAAAAUGUCAACUAAACCGGAAGUGGCAGUUUAAUUUGUACGCGAUAAUUGAAUUUUAUUUUGCUCAAUUUUGCCCGCACAGAUUGAUUUGCCAUUGCUGCUACCACUGCCUUGGCGUCCAUUGUGAAGCAUCAAAUACAGCAAUGGCGCGAUGGCAGCAAUGGCGGCAACUGCAACAGUGAUGGCAACUACAGCAGUGAUGGCAACUGCAGCUAAAGUAUGACCGUGAAUAUGGCAGCUGUACUCGGCUGAGAUGGCAAAUAAAGAAAAUGGCGUUAACAAAUUUAAUUACGUUGAAUACGUCAUUAUGCGCGGCUUCAAGUCGCUGCAUUAUAUAAAGUGGAAAUGAAGUUAUUCUCCAUUUCCUACUUCCCUUUCACGAUUCUAUUUACUCGCUGUGAAAUUACACAAUUUCUUCUCAUUAUCGACAUGAUUGAAAAAAUCUUAAAUAAAUUGAAUUUUAAUUAAAGUAGCCACCAUUGGUAAAAGCAAAUAAACGCAAUAUUUACUUAUGUGGCUUGUCGUGCAUAAUUAAAGAAGAUAUACUUGAUUUGGAAAGAGAAAGAAACCACUUCCACUCUAGAGGAAGAAUUUUAAGAUUCAUAUCAGAAGUUAUUUCUAAAGAGAAAAGCAUAAAUAAAAUUAUAUUUUAAAAUAAAUUAAAGCUAU
Messenger RNA from Teleopsis dalmanni, 1707 nucleotides. RefSeq lists its product as uncharacterized. The coding region runs from base 95 to 682 and encodes 195 amino acids. The transcript has 2 exons. Lineage: Eukaryota; Metazoa; Arthropoda; Insecta; Diptera; Diopsidae. The record is from RefSeq and is a predicted model, not a curated record.